Fusarium venenatum is the source of this 1740-nucleotide messenger RNA. RefSeq names its product amino acid permease-domain-containing protein. Gene Ontology annotation, molecular function: amino acid transmembrane transporter activity. Lineage: Eukaryota; Fungi; Ascomycota; Sordariomycetes; Hypocreales; Nectriaceae. The record is from RefSeq and is a predicted model, not a curated record. Gene Ontology annotation, biological process: amino acid transmembrane transport. Gene Ontology annotation, cellular component: membrane.
AUGGCUGUCGAAAAAGUCACUGAUGCCCCUGUCGUGGGUGAAAAAGGUGUCGUGAGAGAUGUUGACGAAAGAGCUCCUGUUGGCAAGGAGACGUUUACCGCUACAGGAGAAGAAUAUGAGCAGGAUGAUUUCAUGACCAGGACAGGCCUCAAUGCAAAGUCUUUUACGAGAAAGCAUUAUGGCUUGGGUCUUGUUGAGUUGGAUCGCAAGAUGAAGCCCAGACAUCUUCAGAUGGUUGCUAUCGGGGGAUCAAUCGGUGCUGGAUUCUUUGUUGGUUCUGGUUCUGCUUUGAGCAAGGGUGGCCCUGCUACUUUGUUCAUCGACUUCUUCCUCGUCGGUGUCAUGGUCUUCAACGUCGUCUACGCAAUGGGCGAGUUAGCCGUCAUGUAUCCUAUUUCUGGAGGUUUCUAUACCUACGCAGCACGCUUCAUCGACCCUGCAUUCGGCUUCGCGAUGGCUUGGAACUACUGCCUUCAAUGGGCAGCCACGCUUCCCCUGGAACUAACAGUCUGCGCCAUCACCAUCCAAUACUGGGCCCCUGAUUCGAAUCCCGGUAUCUGGAUCGCCAUUUUUCUCGCCGCUAUUACUAUUCUCAACAUGUUUGGCACCCUCGGCUACGCGGAAGAGGAAUUCUGGGCUGCUUGCUUCAAACUUACGUCUAUCUCCAUCUUUAUGAUCAUCGCCCUUGUGCUCGUCUGUGGCGGAGGACCUUCGAGUGGUAGUUAUGACACGUACCAAGGAUUCAAACUCUGGCAGGACCCAGGUGCUUUCAAAAAUGGAUUCAAAGGAUUCUGCUCUGUUUUUGUUACGGCAGCGUUUUCUUUCGCGGGCUCCGAACUUGUCGGUCUCGCUGCAGCUGAAUCUCGAAACCCGACCGAAUCAGUCCCCAAAGCAAUUAAACAAGUAUUCUGGCGAAUUUGCUUGUUCUACAUUGUUGCGCUGUUGUUUGUCGGUAUGCUGGUCAGCUGCAACGACGAAAACCUCCUCAGCUCAAGCUCCUACUCCAACAGCGCCGCGUCGCCUUUUGUUCUUGUCGGGAAAUAUUCUGGUCUCAAGGGUCUCGACCACUACAUGAACGCCGUCAUCUUAUCAUCAGUCUUGUCACUCGGUAUCGCUUCAGUGUACGGAGGAUCUCGAACGCUUCUUGCUCUCGCACAACAAGGCUUCGCGCCCAAGAUUUUUACGUGGGUUGAUCGCGCUGGUCGACCUUUGCCAUCUGUUGGAUUCAUCAUUGCUUUUGGAUGCCUUGCUUUCUUGAACCUCGAUGCGGCUGGUCCUGUCAUUUUCGACUGGCUUCUGGCUUUGUCUGGUUUGGCUAUGCUUGUUUGCUGGGGCUCUAUUUGUCUCGCGCACAUCAGAUUCCGAGCUGCGUGGAAGUACAAUGGGCACACCCUUGAUGAAAUCCCCUUCAAGGCUAUUGGUGGCGUUUACGGGUCGUGGGUUGGUUUGAUUUUUGUUGUCGUCAUUCUUAUUGCUCAGUUUUACGUCGCUAUUGUUGCUCCUGUAGGCGAGUCGGGUAUGGGAACAGUUGAAGAUUUCUUUAUGCAAUAUCUUGGACUGCCUAUUGUUUUGGCUUUCUGGGCUGGAGGUGUUAUCUGGAAGCGAACAAGCUGGAUCAGCAUCGACAAGAUUGAUAUCGACACCGGACGACGUGAACAUGAUUGGGAUUCAAUCAACGCUUGGCGAGCGGAGCUUGCUACGUUCCCUUGGUGGAAGAGGUUGAUGUACACACUGUUUUAG